This is a messenger RNA of Gymnodraco acuticeps, 3009 nucleotides long. It is a transcript of the gene mtfr1l, whose product is annotated as mitochondrial fission regulator 1-like. Gene Ontology annotation, cellular component: mitochondrion. Lineage: Eukaryota; Metazoa; Chordata; Actinopteri; Perciformes; Bathydraconidae. Bases 248 to 1183 code for a protein of 311 amino acids. The record is from RefSeq and is a predicted model, not a curated record. Gene Ontology annotation, biological process: aerobic respiration; mitochondrial fission. The transcript has 8 exons.
GGAAAGGGAGGCACAGGUUUCCGGCCUAAUACGCGAAAACAACUCAGGUCUGAAAGACGAAGAGGAGAAGCUGCUGCUCGUAAAUAAUUCAACUGCGCCGCUUUCCGAGGUACAGUCAUCAUCUACCAAGUAUUCCCUCAUUUAUAUUCCAAGAGUUGGUGGCUACACUGACAUGGCAUCUGUCCACUAAACUGCUCUGUCUUCGGCCACUGCGAGCACCAACCAUUGGUGUGCAACCACCAUCACCAUGGAAACAGACACAGAAGUUAUUCCUAUCUGGCAGAAUAAGCCUCAUGGAUCCGCCCGCAGUUUUGUGAGAAAAAUAGGCUCCACUCUUCCACUCAGGCCUCCACAAAGGGCAUGUUUCCAGGAACUCCCGGGUCUGCCGCCUCUUCGGCCUAUUCGAGGCCCGAUGGUUCCUACCUUGGCAGACAUAGCCUGGAUUGCCGCAGAUGAAGAAGAGACUUAUGCCAGAGUGCGGAGUGACUCUCGUCCUCUGAAACACGAAUGGCGGCCCACGCCUCUCCUGGUGCUCCACAGGAACUCAUCCGUACCUAACUUCCGCCGCGAGGGUAAGAGGUUGGAGGGGCUCAGGAAGCCUGGGGUGACGGCGAUGAACCGUACGACCGCCCUGCAGGACGAGCUCAGCAGACUCCGCUCACAGAUCGCCAAGAUUGUGUCAAGUGACUCUGGCUCCAACCCCCUGACCCCCGACCUGCUCUCCCCAGACGACACCAGUAUGAGCUUCUCCAUGGCGCCUUUCGAGGCGGCGCCCUACCAGCCGGCCGCCGCGGCUGCCGCUUCCUUUGUGAUCAGUGAUGUCACAGAGGAGGAUGAAGAGGAAGAUGAGGAAGAGGAAGAUGUGAUCUCUGUAGUGUCAGAGCUUGUCCCCGACCCUCUGCCGCCUGUUUCCAUGACGGCAUCAGCGACCUUUGACCUGGACAGACCGAGCAUGGAUUUCCGGGAGGCAGAGGAGGAUACAGUGUCGCUUUCAAAGUCCACCAGCUUUGCUGAUGUUAUGGACAUCCUGAAGGACAUGAACCGCAUGAAGAUGAGCAAAGAAAGGUACAACAGAGGCUGUACGUCCCUCAGGGAGGAGAACUCGGCCUCUCUUAUUUCAGAAGCUCUGAGGAAAAAGUUUGUCCUAAAAGAAGAAGAUACCAACGCUUUGAAACGGAAGUAGUCUGAUCACAUGUUUAUCGUCAAUACCCGAUCCUGCUGCUCCAUGCCUUUGCCUGUGGAAUAUGUACCAAUGGAUCCACAACCUCUCCUCAGACCCAAGGCAAUAGCUGUCUGCCAGAGCUAGAACAAAACUGACACUUGGUCCCAGACAUUGAAAACCAAAUGUGAGCCUCACAGUGCUGCCGUAGUGUAAGGGGUAUCUAAAACACUCUUGUUAGUAGUAAUCGGUUUCAGCACUGCGCUGCAUAAUUGCCUCCAGUUUAUUUCUCUCUGAAUAAAUUGGCUUUUACAUUUAUUUUCCAACAGGCUGCUGCCUGGAAACUUUCUCUGUGUUCAGGCUGUAUUGAUUUUAGUUUCUUUCUUGCUUUUAUUACGCUAUAGCUCAUGGUCCAACCCGCUAAAAAGAAUCCUUGGUUCCUUUUGUGUUUUCUACAGAAGAAAUGCAAGAAAAUGGUUUCAUUUCAGUUGUGUCAAGAAGUCCUUUAACAUACUUGAAAAUACUUAAUGCACAAACCAAGCUGAUCUAUUGUACAUGCAGAUAUGUACUGUAUCUUAUCACAGUGUGUGUGUGUGGAAAAUACAACUCCAGAUCUUUGCUGUUCACAUUUUCACAACAGUGCACAGCAUAAACAGUGUGUUCCACUGAGCCUUGUAUCUUCUUGUUUGUGAUUUACAUUUGGAUUGAUAGUCACUGAAUCCCACAACACUGAUUUUAAAACCCAAAAUGACAGGAUAGCUGAUCAUAUCGGUUGAACUUUGUGGUGUAAAAUUAUAGUGACAGUGAAAUGUGAACCUUUCAUUGUUUGGGUUUCAAAUACGGUCACUGAGGUGCAAGCAUGUUCAGGACUUUUUAGACACAUUUCCCCCGGUGUUUUUGUAUACUAACUAAAACCCCUUAUAAUGAUGCAACAUUAAAGAGGUGAUCUGAGUUUGGGCAAAGACAAACAAGCUAUAGUAAGAGGGCUUCUACAUAAUUCUGUAUGCAGUUGGAAAAAGCCAUGGCUAAAAUGCUUGUGUGGGUCAUGAUGAUGAAUAUUCUGGUUGACUCUUUAACACACAUCUAUUGCCUUUUUUUCCGAAGCUUGCUUUUAUUCCCAUAUUAGUCAAAGUGCCAUGGGUUUGCUUUUCUCAGCCCAUCACUCAUUGCCUGCUAUUUCCUGAAUGUGCCCCCCCCCCCUCCCCAUCCUCUUCUUUCCAACUUGUGUGUUUUUAAUAUUGCAAACAUACCAGUUGUGUGGUUAUGCGGAAUGAUGUUUGUUUAAAAAUAACCCCUCACAAGAAAUGACGUGCUGUUAUGUCUGUUUACCUCCUCACGUCACUCCGACUCUGUUUUCUUUCACAUUUAUGCCUAUUUACUUGGGAGUCCUUUAGUGUAGCUUUGAAGUUUGAAAAAUUGAGCUUUGUAAAGAUUGAAACAAGAAUGUGCCCAUAUGUGUGUCGCUGUAUGCAAUGGAGUCAAAGUAUAUUGUCUUGCUUGGCCUUCAUCUUUGAUCCUUUUUUAAUUUCCUCAUUUGACAAACUGUUGAACAUCUAGCUGAGAAAAUGGAGAUAUGCUAGUUUAAAUAUAUCGUGUGUCUGUACUUAAGAUGUUGAACCUUACACAGCUUAGUCUGCCAAACGCUUCACUUGUCCUGGUAAUCAGUUAACAGAGAAUUUAGUUAAUGAGGAUUUUCCAAAGGGAAUUUAUUGACUUUGUUUCUCUUGUUUGUCAAGGGUUUCUAACCAUUGUACCUCUAUGUAGGGUUGAGCCCACCACCGACGUGUUUAUGUUUAUCUUUUGUCAUGUUAGGACUUGUAAAUAAAGAUUGGCUGAUGUUUUGAAACUAA